This is a messenger RNA of Solanum lycopersicum (tomato), 760 nucleotides long. RefSeq lists its product as uncharacterized. NCBI's taxonomy places the organism in Eukaryota, Viridiplantae, Streptophyta, Magnoliopsida, Solanales, Solanaceae. The record is from RefSeq and is a predicted model, not a curated record.
UUCAACCUCAUUAUUUUCUUAUAUCUCAUUUGCCAUUCUGAGGAAUAUUUUAACUCAAAACAAUUUUUGAUAAAGUUUAUAUGCCACUAUGAUUUAUGUGUGUAACUAUAGGGAAUUUGUAUGCUAAAAAAGGAUCACUAUGGGUGCUUGUGGAUCAUCUCAUGUCAAGCCCAACAGGAUAGGGAAAAGGAUAAUAAGAAAGCCAAAACCAUGGAAGCAUCCACAACCAAUAACAAGAAGUCAAUUGAUGCAACUGAGGGAAGAGUUUUGGGACACUGCUCCACACUAUGGUGGCAAGAAAGAAAUCUGGGAUGCGCUUCGAGGCGCUGCAGAAGCAGAUCUAGAACUAGCUCAAGCAAUUGUGGACAGUGCUGGAAUUAUUGCCCAAAACACUAACAUGACCAUCUGCUACGAUGAAUCAGGUACCAAAUAUGAACUACCAAAGUACGUUUUGAGUGAGCCAACAAAUAUGAUAAGAUUUGGUUGACAACAUUACAAGAAUAAAAUAGAAAGUCACUUUGGUGGAUAUGUUGUUUCUAACACAUAACACCCUUUUUUUCAAAUUUUUAAAAAGUGGCGAAGCUAUAAUUUAAAAAUUUUCAUUUAUCGUCCCAAUAUUUGCUAGGAAUAUUCACAAGGCAAAGUCUAUGUAUACACCAGUCUUUCCAAAUCUUACAUGUUGAAUUACACUUUAUCUCGAAAUAGUUAUUGUUGAUUUGUUAGAUAUAUUAGGAGUUGAGACUGGAAUAAUUGUGAGAAA